This is a messenger RNA of Pocillopora meandrina, 2640 nucleotides long. Lineage: Eukaryota; Metazoa; Cnidaria; Anthozoa; Scleractinia; Pocilloporidae. The record is from the annotation of a GenBank genome assembly.
AGUUCAGGUGAUGUCAAGAAAGUCAUUGACUUCUAUAAUUGGGGAGCCAAGCAUGGGGAGGGAAACACCCAUGGCAAUCUUGGCAAUGCUUAUUGUGGAAUGAAUGAUUUCAAAACAGCCAUAGAGUACCACAACCUAAAUCUUAAAAUAGCUAAAGAAGUAGGAGACAGGCAUGGUGAGGGUGAUGCUUGUGGCAAUCUUGGCCAUGCUUAUUACUGUUUCAGUGAUUUCAAAAAAGCUAUAGAGUACCACAACCUACAUCUUAAAAUAGCUAAAGAAAUAGGAGACAAGCGUGGGGAGGGUUAUGCUUAUAGCAAUCUUGGCAAUGCUAAUUGGAGACUGGGUGAUUUCAAAAAAGCAAUAGAAUUCUACAACCUAAGUCUUGAAAUACUUAAAGAAGUAGGAGACAAGCGUGGGGAGGGUGGCACUUAUAACAAUCUUGGCAGCGCUUAUAAAAGACUGGGUGAUUUCAAAAAAGCCAUAGAGUACUUCAACCUACAUCUUAAAAUAGCUAAAGAAGUAGGAGACAAGCAAGGGGAGGGUAACGUUUACGGCGAUCUUGGCGAUGCUCAUCACAGUUUAGGUGAUUUCAAAAAAGCCAUAGAGUACAACAACCUAAGUCUUAAAAUGGCUAAAGAAGUAAGAGACAAGCAUGGGGAAGGUGUUGCUUAUAGCGGUCUUGGCAAUGCCCAUUGCAGACUGGGUGAUUUCAAAAAAGCCAUAAAGUUCCUCAUCCUAAGUCAUAAAAUACAUAAAGAAGUAGGAGACAAGCAUGGGGAGGGUAUCGCUUAUGGCAGUCUUGGCGCUGCUCAUAACGGACUGGGUGAUUUCAAAAAAGCCAUAGAGUACCACUACUUAGAUCUAGAAAUAGCUAAAGAAGUAAGAAACAAGUAUGGGGAGGGUAGAGCUUAUGGCAAUCUUGGCAUUGCUUAUAAAAAACUGGGUGAUUUCAAAAAAGCCAUAGAGUACCAGAACCUAAAUCUUAAAAUAGCUAAAGAAGUAGGAUACAAGCAUAGGGAGGGUUGUGCUUAUGGUAAUCUUGGCAAUGUGUAUCGAACUCUGGGAAAUUUGAAAAAGGCCACUGAGUCAUACAAGCUCAUGCUCGAAAUUGCCAAAGAGGUCGAAGACAAAUCCAUGGAGGCAAGUGCCUACUUUUCAUUAGGAUGCGUUUUUGAGUCGCUGGGUCGACUGCCAAAAGCCGUAGAACAUUACCAAGCCAGCAUAACCUUAUUUAAUUCUUUGAGAGUACUUCUAAAAUCUAAAGAUGAAUGGAAAGUUAAUUUUCGAAAUCAGUAUCAAAUGGCGUAUACGGGUUUGUGUAGAGUUCUUGUAAAACAAGGUGAUAUAGAAGAAGCCUUACUUGCUGCUGAGAAAGGACGAGCUGAAGCUCUGAAAAACCUCAUGGAAUCCAGUUUUUGUAGUGGAACAAGUCAGCACAAGAUAGGCGAGGAAGAUUUAGCGGUUUUAAAAAACGUUCCAUCAAACACUGUCUUUCAGGCAGUGGACAGAGCUAACGUCAAUCUUUGGGUUGUGUCCGAAGGGAAACAAGUUCAGUUAAAACAAAGUAAACUCAAAGGCUUUGUUUCAGAGAAUAGUGGAGCUAGCCAAUCCUUUCAGUCGUUCAUGCUCGAUGUCUAUACACAACUUGGUGUUCGUUCUAAUGUGAGAUGCGAGAAUCGAUCUUUGGAUGCUUUGAGGGCGAGCUGUUCAAACGUGGAUGAGAAAACUGAAGAACAAAACCCUCAAGCUCCCAUCGAACAAAACGAAUGCUUGAGCAAUUUGUACGAUACAGUUAUGAAGCCAGUGGCUGAUCUGAUACAAGGGGAUGAGCUACUCAUUAUUCCCGAUGGACCCCUGUGGCUCGUUCCUUACGCUGCACUCAUGGAUGGUAAUUCUAAAUACCUGUGUGAAUCGUUCAGAAUCCGACUCGCUCCUUCGUUAACAAGUCUUAGACUCAUUGCCGAUUGCCCAGAUGAUUAUCACAAAAGAAGUGGUGCGUUACUUGUAGGAGAUCCGUGGGUAGCCGAGGUUAUUAAUAGCAAGGAAGAGAAAGUCUUCGAGCCGCUUCCGUAUGCUAAAGAAGAAGUAGAAAUGAUCGGAAAAAUUCUGAAUACCACGCCAAUCACUGGCAGACAGGCCACGAAACGUGAGGUGUUGAAAAGACUCAGUUCCGUUUCCUUAGUUCACUUUGCGGCACACGGAUGUAUGGAAACAGGCGAAAUUGCUCUUACACCUGACCCAGAACGAAGAUCUAAUGUGCCAACGGAGGAGGAUUACAUUUUAACAAUUGAAGAUGUGUUGAAUGUUCAACUUCGCGCCAAACUUGUUGUACUCAGUUGCUGCCACAGUGGUCGGGGCGAGAUCAAGGCUGAAGGUGUGGUUGGCAUUGCGCGCGCUUUUAUGGGGGCUGGUGCCCGGUCUAUUGUGGUGUCCCUGUGGGCGAUUGAUGACGAGGCUACUCUCGAGUUCAUGAAAUGCUUUUAUCAACACCUUGCUGAAGGAAAAUCUGCAAGCGGGUCACUGAACCUGGCUAUGAGAAGCCUCAGAGAAUCAGCCAAGUUCCGCGACAUCAAAUACUGGGCGCCCUUUUUACUGAUUGGAGAUGACGUCAGUCUUGACUUCAUGGCAAAAGAAAGAUAG